GAGCCCUGAUGUCCUCCAGUCCUGCAAGAGGCCUGGUGUCCUCCAGUCUUGCAGGACCCCUGGUGUGUUCUGGUCCUGCAGAAGCCCUGGUGUCCUCCGGUCCUGCAGGCAGCCUGGUGUCCUCCAGUCCUGCAGCAGGAGCUCUGGUAUCCUCCGGUCCUGCAGGAGGCAUGGUGUCCUCCGGAGCCCUGGUGGGCUCUGGAGCCCUGGUGUCUUCUGGUCCUGCUGAAGCCCUGGUGAGUUCCGGUCCUGCAGGAGACUUGGGGGCCUCCGGUCCUGCAGGAGCCCUGGUGGGCUGCGUGACCUCUCAGAUCUCUGCCAUCCACCUCACCAGACAGGGUCGGCCCUCGUCGCCCUCUCCGACAGACAAUAAUCCGUCUGGAGACGCCCAGCGCGUCUCCAGGCAGGACGCUGUGAUGCAGGUGGACGGAGCGGAGGAGGAGCUGCCUGACGAGCUGGAGAACGCCUGCAGUGAUGACGAUGAUUCAGACUGUUUGUCCAUCAUCGGCACCUCGUCCACAGCGUCCAUCGCUCUGUCUGGUGUUGAGGAUCAGAUGUCGUUGGGGACAGAAGAUGAGCGAGAGGAGAGGCCGGCUCUGGUUCCCAGUUUGUUCCCAUUCUUUCCUCCCACACUCUACUUCAGCAGCGCCACAGAGAAAGUGGAGCUGCUGCCUGCAGAGCAGAGACGUCUGCUGAAGUGGAAGAUCAGCACCGUCACUCCAAACAUCGUCAAACACACCGUCAGCAGGUCACACUUCAAGGUCACCAAGAAGAGUCACGACUGGCUCGGCUGCUGGGGACACCACAUGAAGUCUCCUGGGUUCAAGGCAAUCGGAGAGCACCAGAAGCUGAAUCACUUCCCGGGGACCUUCCAGAUCGGCAGGAAGGACCGUCUCUGGAGGAACCUGUCCAAGAUGCAGGUCCGCUUCGGCAAACAGGAGUUCAGCUUCUUCCCCCGGACAUUUGUUCUCCCGCAGGACAUCAAGCUGCUGCGCAAAGCCUGGGAGGAUGGAGGGUCCCGCCAGAAGUGGAUCAUCAAACCGCCUGCGUCUGCCAGAGGGCUCGGUAUCCAGGUGAUCCACAGGUGGAGCCAGAUGCCCCGGAAGAGACCGCUGCUGGUCCAGAAGUACCUUCACAAGCCCUACCUCAUCAGCGGGAACAAGUUCGACUUGCGCAUCUACGUCUACGUCACCUCCUACGACCCGCUCCGGGUCUACGUCUACUCUGACGGACUCGUUCGCUUCGCCAGCUGCAAGUAUUCGUCUUCCAUGAAGACUUUGGGAAACAAGUUCAUGCACCUGACCAACUACAGCGUCAACAAGAAGAACUCAGAGUACCAGACCAACAGCGACGACAAGGCCUGCCAGGGACACAAGUGGGCUCUGAAGGCCCUGUGGACGUACCUGGGGGCUAAAGGAGUGAACACCACUCUGAUCUGGGAGAAGAUCAAAGACAUCGUCAUCAAAACCAUCAUCGCCUCGGAGCCGUACGUCAACAGUCUGCUGAAGAUGCAUGUGCGGACGCCGUACAGCUGCCACGAGCUGUUCGGCUUUGACAUUAUGCUGGACGAGAAGCUCAAACCCUGGAUCCUAGAGGUCAACAUCUCCCCCAGCCUGCACUCCAACUCGGCGCUGGACGUGGCCGUUAAAGGUCAGAUGAUCAGGAACCUGCUGAACCUUGCCGGCUUCAGGAUCCCUCAGAAGGAGGACGUGGUUGCUCCCGGCAACAGCAGCAGCAGCGCCUCCAGCUCCACCAGCAGUCUGUGUGGGGGGAUCAGGGAGAAGAUGAAACAUGAUCUGACGGCUGAUGAGAAGGUCAAACGGGCCUUCUACCUCACACAACGCUUCGCUGAGCAGGACUUCCUGUCCACUGUGCUGGACGUGCUGACUCCGGAGGACGUGCGGGUGCUGGCGGAGAGCGAGGACGAGUUCUCUCGUCUGGGACAGUUUGAGCGGAUCUUCCCGUCCCCGGCCUCGUCCCGGUACCUCCGGUUCUUCGAGUGUCCGCGGUACCUGAACCUGCUGCUGGACCAGUGGGAGCAAAGGUUCAGCAGCAGCAGGACCAAAGGUCUCAGUCUGCUGACCCGUCUCUGUGAGAAAGGAGUCCACCUGGGGACCAGCGACCCCGCCCACAUGUGGUCUAAAAGCAGCUACAGACCAGAACCAGAACCUCAGAGACACCAGGUGGAGACCUCCAGACCCAGGGUGGUGGUCACCCAUCAGCGGCGCCCCCGUCUCCAUGGUGAUGAAGAUGAUGAUGAUGAUGAUGAUGAUGAUGGCGGAUCAGACAGAGAAGCUGCGUCCGUCUCCAGUCUGCCGGUCUCUCCCAGUCCUGGAUCCAGUGUGAGCAGCAGCACCUGCUCCAGUCCUCCACCGGGCCUCGGCCAGUCCUCCUCGCUCUGAGACUCCUGGGUCAGUACGCUCCUGGUCCAGGUCUCUGCUGGUCCAGGUCUCUGCUGGUCCAGGUCUCUGCUGGUCCCUGCUGGUCCUCUUCCUGCUCUGAGAACUGAACUCGCUGCACAGAGAAUUACUAACUUUAUUCUCCAGAAACUGUUUGAAUGUUUGAGCUAAACUCAGAGCGACAGGCAUCUAUAUAUAUAUAUAUAUAAAUAUAUAUAUAUAUAUAUAUAUAUAUAUAUAUAUAUUACACUAAAACAACUAAACAGUAUUUGUUUGAUUUAAUUUCCUGCAGAUUAACUUCAGUCAGAAUGUUUCCACUUCUGUUCAUAUUAAAAUCUUCCUGCAGAAACUUGAAACCUGCUGCAGAUCCUGAAUCCUCUCAGCUCCAUUAACAUCACUGUUUGUUUUUAAUGCACUAAUAUUAAAACACAAUUAAUCACAAAUAUGUGAUUAAUUGUGACACACGGGGAGGAAAACAACUCAAUAUUCUAUAUAUAUAGAUUUUUUCAAGUUGUAAAUUCACAAAAAAACAUCUCAAAUCAACAUCUCAAAUAGCCUGAGAGAUUAAAGAAGCACAUUUCUGAGGAAAACAAUAUAUUUUUUUCUGAGAUUAAAGUGGUUAAAGAUAUUGAGGAACACCUCACAGAUAUAUGAGAUAGAACCUCCAAGAUUGAAGUGGUGCAUCUCUGAGAAAUAAUCCUGUGUUUAAGAUUAUAAAGUCGCCAAUUUACAAGAAACUAAACAGAAAGAAUCAUUGAGGAUUCACUUCACAAGGUCUCUGUUCAUUUCUGUUCAGUUUCAUUUAUGAACAGAGCUCCUCACAGCUGCUUUAAUAUAAUAAUCCAGAUGUGAACAUACAGAUGUUAGAGCUGGUAGAAACUUUAUUCUGAUGAGAAUCAGCUCCAGAUGUUGGAGCUUCCUCUUCUCACCAGAUUAAUAACCAGGAACCAGAUAAAACAUGAGGAGGGACGAGGAGCUGGAGAAUAUUAUUAUCAUUAUUAGUUUUACUAGAGAUACAGCAUAGUAUCGUAAUAUUUUGCGUGGCCUCUCCUCCUCCUCCUCGUCCUCCUCCUCCU
Messenger RNA from Centropristis striata (black sea bass), 3475 nucleotides. It is a transcript of the gene ttll4, whose product is annotated as tubulin tyrosine ligase-like family, member 4. NCBI's taxonomy places the organism in Eukaryota, Metazoa, Chordata, Actinopteri, Perciformes, Serranidae. Gene Ontology annotation, cellular component: cilium. The record is from RefSeq and is a predicted model, not a curated record. Bases 9 to 2402 code for a protein of 797 amino acids. Gene Ontology annotation, molecular function: tubulin-glutamic acid ligase activity; tubulin binding. The transcript is spliced from 18 exons. Gene Ontology annotation, biological process: protein polyglutamylation; microtubule cytoskeleton organization.